Messenger RNA from Solanum tuberosum (potato), 1511 nucleotides. RefSeq names its product DNA topoisomerase 6 subunit A. Gene Ontology annotation, molecular function: ATP binding; DNA topoisomerase type II (double strand cut, ATP-hydrolyzing) activity; DNA binding. Bases 109 to 1368 code for a protein of 419 amino acids. Lineage: Eukaryota; Viridiplantae; Streptophyta; Magnoliopsida; Solanales; Solanaceae. The record is from RefSeq and is a predicted model, not a curated record. Gene Ontology annotation, biological process: reciprocal meiotic recombination; DNA topological change; meiotic DNA double-strand break processing. Gene Ontology annotation, cellular component: nuclear chromosome. The transcript has a single exon.
UUAGGGACCAUUUUUGCCAUUUUCUCUACUUUAACCAAUGCCCUAAGCACUACAGUAUCUCUCCUCACGUUUAUUGUCAUUUCCCGCUUCACCUAAUCCCCGUCGCCGAUGGCCGACAAGAAGAAACGCCGGCGAGCAGCUCACGACUCCGAUUCCGACUCCGAAAGCCGGCCUUUCCAAUCCAAGCUCAAACCCGACUCCGUCAUCCUCCAAACCCUAAAAGCACUCAAAUCCUCCUGUUCCACCACUUCCAAAACCCUAUCCCUCUCCGACGUCGGCCUCUCCUCCACCUGCCGUGAAGUCGCCGACCUCCCAAUCGAUGAGGUACAGUCCGAAAUUGAAUCGUUAGCGUUUACUAUAGCUAAAUCCAUACUCUCCGGUGAAGGUUUCUCUUUCUCCGUCCCUUCCCGCUCCGCCGCUAACCAACUGUAUGUCUCCGAGCUCGACCGCAUUGUUCUCAAAGACAAAUCAUCAGCUCGCAACUUUGGCAAUGUGUCUACUGUUCGUAAAGCAACAAUUACUCUUAGAAUCCUUCAGCUUGUUCAUCAGCUUUGCACCAGUAACAUUCAUGUCACAAAGCGUGAUCUUUUCUAUACCGACGUUAAGCUGUUUCAGGAUCAGACGCAAUCUGAUGCUGUAUUAGAUGAUGUUUCUUGUAUAGUUGGAUGUACUAGGUCUAGUCUGAAUGUGGUUGCAGCUGAGAAAGGAGUUGUAGUUGGCAGGUUGAUUUUUAGUGAUAAUGGUGAUAUGAUUGAUUGUACGAAAAUGGGAAUGGGAGGGAAAGCUAUACCUCCGAAUAUCGAUAGAGUUGGUGAUAUGCAGAGUGAUGCAUUGUACAUUUUGUUAGUCGAAAAGGAUGCUGCGUUCAUGAGAUUGUCUGAAGAUCGGUUUUACAAUAGAUUUCCUUGUAUAAUUGUGACUGCAAAGGGUCAACCGGAUGUGGCAACUAGGUUGUUUCUGAGGAAGAUGAAGAUGGAGCUGAAUUUGCCGGUUUUAGCAUUGGUGGAUAGUGAUCCUUAUGGGUUGAAGAUUUUGUCAGUGUAUGGGUGUGGAUCAAAGAAUAUGUCGUAUGAUAGUGCGAAUCUGACUACACCGGAUAUCAAGUGGUUGGGUAUUAGGCCAAGUGAUUUGGACAAGUAUAAGAUACCAGAGCAAUGUAGGUUGCCAAUGACUGAACAGGAUAUUAAGACUGGGAAAGAUUUGUUGGAGGAGGAUUUUGUGAAGAAGAAUCCCGCGUGGGUUGAGGAGUUGAAUUUGAUGGUGAAGACUAAGCAAAAGGCUGAGAUUCAGGCGUUGAGUUCGUUUGGAUUUCAGUAUCUGUCUGAAGUAUAUUUGCCAUUGAAGCUGCAAGAACAAGAUUGGCUAUGAGAAUUCAAAUCUUGUUGUUUAAUUGCUUCGAUCUUCUUGUGUUAAUUUUAAAGUUAGACGUGUAUCUCGUUUUCUGUAUUUUUAUGGGAGUUUAUUGUUGUGUUAAUUCACAUUUAUAGUUAAAACGUACCUUGGUUUUUUAU